UGUGUGUCGGUGUGUGUGUGUGUGUGACAGCUGCGCGCACUGAGCUCACUAAAGCUCCAGCUCUAAUAGGAUGAACAGCCGCUCGUGUGUGAAUGCUCCUUCAUUGUUCGUUUUCUUCUUUCUUUCAUAUUCUCGCGGACUGAUCGAUCAGUGAUCGGAUGUGAUCGGAUGUGAUCGGGCGUUCUGAUGGAUUUAUCGGUGUGAAGACGCUGUCAAACACGCUGAGCUUGAGAAGAGAUCGAGCGGGGCAUCAUGCGGUCGGAGGGGCUGUUACUGUAUUUCACGCUGCUGCAGACGGCAGGAGCCGCUUUCCCAGAAGACACGGAGCCCAUCAGUAUUUCACAUGGCAACUACACUAAACAUUACCCAGUGUUCGUUGGACAUAAACCGGGGAGAAACAACACGCAACGCCACAGACUGGAUAUCCAGCUGAUCGUCAUCAUGAACCGGACGCUGUACGUCUCUGCCAGGGAUCAUAUAUACACGGUGGACAUCGAGACGGCGAACACAGACCAGAUCUUCUUCAGUAAGAAACUGACCUGGAAGUCCAGACAGGCCGAUGUGGACACGUGUAGAAUGAAGGGCAAACACAAGGAUGAAUGCCACAAUUUCAUCAAGGUGCUUCUCCAACAGAACGACGACUCGCUGUUUGUGUGCGGAACAAACGCUUUCAAUCCGUCCUGCAGGACCUACAAGAUGGACACGCUGGACACUCACGGUGAUGAAAUCAGCGGUAUGGCCCGCUGCCCGUAUGAUGCCAAACAUGCCAAUGUCGCCCUGUUUGCUGAUGGGAAAUUAUAUUCGGCUACAGUCACAGAUUUUCUGGCGAUCGAUGCGGUGAUCUAUCGCAGUCUGGGAGACAGUCCGACUCUGAGAACCGUCAAACACGACUCCAAAUGUCUGAAAGAGCCGUACUUUGUGCAAGCGGUCGAUUACGGCGGCUUCAUCUAUUUCUUCUUUCGGGAAAUCGCUAUGGAGUACAACAGCAUGGGAAAGGUCAUGUUUCCGCGCGUAGCACGUGUGUGUAAAAACGAUCGCGGCGGCUCUCAGCGCGUUUUGGAGAAGCAGUGGACGUCUUUCUUGAAGACGAGACUCAACUGCUCGAUUCCCGGCGACUCGCAUUUCUACUUCAACAUCCUGCAAGCGGUCACAGAUGUCAUCCACAUCAACGGACAUGAUGUCGUCAUGGCAACCUUCUCUACUCCAUAUAACAGUAUUCCCGGCUCGGCGGUCUGUGUGUAUGAUAUGAUGGACAUCGCAACAGCCUUCACCGGACGCUUUAAAGAGCAGAAGUCACCUGACUCCACCUGGACGCCCGUCCCAGAGGAAAGGGUGCCCAGACCGAGGCCCGGCGUCUGUGCAGGAACUUCCUCUCUAGAGAAAUACAAAGUGUCCAACGAGUUUCCCGAUGAAACGCUGAAUUUCAUCAAGAUUCACCCGCUGAUGGACGAGGCCGUUCCCUCCGUCGCAAACCGCCCGUGGUUCCUCAAAACGAUGGUUCGAUACCGUCUGACUCGGAUCGCUGUGGAUAAUGCCGCCGGUCCUCAUCGUAACCAAACGGUCGUGUUUCUGGGAUCGGAGCGAGGAAUCGUCCUGAAGUUUCUGGCGAAGAUGCGGAGCGGUUUAUUGAACGACAGUCUGUUUCUGGAGGAGCUGAACGUGUAUAACCCAGAGAAGUGCAGUAUUGACGGCGUGGAGGACAAACGCAUCAUCAGUAUGCAGAUCGACAGUCGGAGUCACUCGCUGUUCGUGGCGUUCACGUCGUGCGUCGUCAAAGUUCCUUUAUCACGCUGUGAACGGCACUCGAAGUGUAAAAAGUCCUGUAUCGCCUCCAGAGAUCCGUACUGCGGUUGGGUGUCAGAAGGAAGCUGUAAAGAGAUCUCGGCCGACUCAAAAUGGUCUUUCGAGCAGGACGUGGAAAGGGGCAACACAGAUGGACUGGGCGACUGCCAAAAUUCCUUCGUGGCGCUCAACGACCGUCAGUCCAGUCAUCAGGCCGAUAUUACCCACAAUCCUCCACGCGCAGGACGUGGUUCCUCCUCUCUUCUCACUACAGUCCCGCCCACGGCGGGGGGUCCACUGGGUCGCGGUCGUAUGGUGAAGGCGAAGGAUCCUCCGCUGCCCACCGACAAGAGGGACCCGUAUAUCGCAGUGCCAUCUUUAACAGAGCAGGAGAACGCUGGUGUGAUCCGCGAGACGUUCCAUCGAGACCGCGAUCAGAUGGUUCCCAUCACCCUAUUGGCCAUCGCCGUCAUCCUCGCCUUCGCCAUGGGCGCCAUCUUCUCAGGCAUCAUCGUCUACUGCGUGUGCAGUCACCGCCGGCGAGACUUUGAGAUACCUGCCCGCAAGGACAAAGACUCGGUACAGUCCAGACGAGGCUCCAUGAACAGCGUCACCAAACUGACGGGACUCUUCGAGAUGCAGGUGAAAGACGGCCAUCCGGAGGCCAUCCUCACCCCACUCAUGCACAACGGUCGCCUGGCCAACGGCAAGAUUCUCAAAGCAGAUCAGCAUCUGGAUCUGACCGCACUGCCUACGCCAGAGUCCACGCCCAUGCAGCCGCGCCGCAAGCACAGCCGAGGGAGCCGCGAGUGGGAGCGGAACCAGAACCUGAUCAACGCCUGCACCAAAGACCUGUCGUCCAUGGGCUCUCCGGUCAUCUCCGACCUGCCGCUGCGGGCAUCUCCGGGUCACAUUCCCAGCGUGGUGGUGCUGCCAUUACCUCAACACCAGCAGGUGUACCAGCACGAGUACGUGGAGCAUCCUCACCGCGGAGAUCUCACAGACGACCAGACCUCCAUGCUGGAGUACAAAGCCCUCAAGAGCCCGUGUCACAGCCUCAGCAUGUCAGACAGCGAUGGCAUGCCACCGCGAGUACCGCAGCGUGAGGCGUCUCUGACCGGUGUUAUUCCUCCGGCCGUUCCGCAGAUGGGCAAGAGACUGGACGUGUAUGGCCGCGGAUAUCCCAUGAACUCAUCCAAGAGUUCAGGCCUCAAGAAACACAACACAAACUCGUCCAACUCGUCGCACAUGUCCAGAAACCACAGCUUCCGCGUGGAGACGCCUCCGCCCGCGCCACAAAGAGUCGACUCGAUCCAUGUCACGUCUCCUCCGCCAAUGCUCAGCAUCUCACGUCAUCCCAGUCUGAGCUUGUACGGCUCGCUGCCCCGCUGCGGAUCCCGGCAGCUCAAACCGGACGUCCCGCCCAAGCCAUUGCUCGUGUCUCUUUCCACGAAAGUCAAGUCCAGCGACUCGUGCACAUAAUCCCAGCAGAUAAAGACGUGAAUGUGACACUAAAGUGCAUCUGCUUUGUACAGUUGUGUACAGGAAAUGCAACUCACUUUUUCCUUUUUUAUGCAUUUUUUAAUACAUAUUUGUGGAGCUCAAGCUGGAUGACAAACAUCUACUACUGACAGAAGAACUCUUGAAGAUCAUCAGCGAGCCGCUCAUGAGAUGAGAAUGUAGCCACGUUGCUGCUGAUGUUUCGUUUUCUGCCAAAAGCACAUCAGACGGGCGAAUUCAGUCACGAAGCUGAACGACGCCCCAGUUAUCAAGCACUCGGACACGUUCAGCACGCUCAGACUGAACCCGCCGCUGGAGUUUACAAACUGUGAAAAACAAACGCCUCAGUGUUAGCGCUACUGGACGAAGCAGUCGAGUUCUGCCUUUGUGCAAGAGUUCAAACACGUCUACUGUAACUGUCGACUGAAUAACACGUGACUGUUCAUACUAAUAGCAGGUUGUAUUUAUUUUUUAAUAAAGUGCUUUUGGAGAAAGAGCGACUCUUUUUAGGCUCAACACGAGGCAGGAACGAUCUUUAUAAUUUGAAUUAAUCAAGUGUGAAUUAUUUAAAGUCAUUAAACUGGAGCCAGUAACGUUUGUCCACUAACUAUUUGGAAGUUGCUACGAGAACUGAUGGAAGAUUUACAGGAACAACGAUCCCGACCGGAUCUCACCUUCACUAAUCCUCAUUCAUCACCUGAUAGUCAGCGAUCGCUGAGUGCCAUUCUUACGCCAGCGUGAAGACAAAACAAACGAAAGUGAAGGAUGAGUCGCACUUAGAAAAACAAGAGACUAAUGUGUGGACGUUGGCGCUGUGCCAGCGAGCAAAACGCCGUUUGCUUUGAAAUGUGUCCUUUUGUUGUCUCGUCCACACACGGAUCCUUUCGUUGAAUCUUCUCUGUUUUGAUUUCCUCCACCUGUAAAUGUGUGCCUUACACCCAAUAGUGACGAGUUCGUUAGGUGUUAACUGUUCAAUUGUAGUUCUUAUAAUGAUGUUUGUUUCACUCGUUUGAUAAAACAAAAAAAAAGACAGAAAAACUAAAGUAAUUCAAGAAUGUAGGUGUUGUCGACUCUCGUCCCUUUGCAAACCGCAACCGAUCUUGUGCUUGAUUUCUGAACAUUUUGCCAAUGAAACGUUCACUCGACCCUCUCCUUGUGCUGGGAGUGGCGAGAAUGGUGUAAUUUUGUUUGUCCUUUUUUUACUUUCACAAAGUCCAGAUGAUGUUUUUACACUGUUUGAUAGAUGCUGUAAUAAGAGCUCUGUUGAUCUGGCUGGUUAAAGGCAAUAAGAGAUAAAACACGUGAGCAAAUCUCACAUGAUGUCUGUCCAAACACACGUGUGCUUCUAAUGUCGAUGACUUCACAGUUUUUAGGCAGUGGAAACAGGCUGGCUCCUGUCUACAGUUGCACUCAGAUAAUAUUAGGGAACAGAUUCAUGUUUUCAAUGUUUGUGACAGAUUCUGAUUAAUAUAAUGUUUUCUAGCUCUAUCAUUGUGAUGUAAUAUGAGGGAUUGUGAUUUAACUGUUUUCACACUUUCUAGUUUUGGGCUUUGUUGCAUGCCGUCCAGUUACUUUUGAAACGACUCACAUAAAGAACGAGUUUAAUACCAGUUCAGAUCAAUGGACAGCAUUUGUGUCAUAAUGUCGAUCACCACAAAAAUAAUUAUUUUGACUCGUUCCUCCUUUUCUUUAUCAAAGCACAAAUGUGUGUUCCAGUGAGACACUUACAAUGGAAGUCAAUGGGGACAAUUUUUGGAGGUUUAAAGACAGAAAUGUGAAGAUUAUAAUAUUAUAAAAGCACUUACAUUAAUUCUUCUGUUUACACUUGUGUUUUAUUUGAGCUGUUAAUUUGUUUAAAUCAUCAUUAUGGGGUUUUAGGGUUUUGGCAUUACAUCGUCAUGACAACCAAGUUGUAUAAUUGUCUAUAAGUUUCCACAGAUGUGUCAGUAAGUGAUUUAAUGACAGUAAAAUCAUGUUAACACACAUAUUGUUCAUGUCUUGUGUCUAUACUUGUGAAACAGUAUUUUAAUGUUUACAGAUUAAACCCCAUUGACUUGCAUUGGAAGUGUCUUACUGGAACACACAUUUAAAGAAAAGGAGGAAUGAGUCGAAAUUACUUUCUGUGGUAAUCGAUAUUAUACCACUAAUGCUGUCGAUUGAUCUGAACUGGUAUUAAACCCGGAAUAUUCCUUUAAGGCUGAAACAUACUCUACGCAAGUAUGCGACCGCAGACGCUUCUAGUUACAAAAACUCACUUUUAUAUGUAGUUUUGUUCCAAAAUGUGUCAGACCCUAAUUCAUAACAUGAUGCAAGUACACGAUGCCACAACGAGUGCUAUAAGGGGCUUCUCCACUGCGCGGUACAGCUCAACUCCACUCGCUUUUUUGGGGGUUUUCCACUGUGGAUUGCACCUGGUACCUGAUACUUUUUUAGUACCACCUCGGUUGAGGUCGCAAGCGGGCCGAGCCGACACUAAAUGUGAUGUCAUAACCCUGCAGAUCACUGAUUGGUCAGAGAGAAUCGUCUCUACCAGCGUCACUGGAUUUCCAACAUGCGACAUCAACCCGCUAGUUUUAAAGUUAGCAACAGCGCUAGCAGUAUCAUUUGUUCACGCCACUUUCGAAUUGUGAAAAAAGAAAUGGCUGUGCCGUAGUCAAUAAACGAGGUGCAGACGGUCCUCUCGUUAGCGAUGAGCGGAAUGAAAAAGUCUCUCAGGAAGUGUCUCAGCUGUUGCCCGCACACGGAUACCACCGGACCUCCCAACAGUGCAGGGAAAAGUUCAACUUAAGUGAUGACAGAACCAUCAAGGAAAAGAGGAUGUGGUUCGACCAAAUGGACGAGCAAUGGGAGGGAGAGUGCGCUGGACUGAUCCACGAUGGAGGAUGGGACGUUUUGUUACGCUAACUCUAUAUUCUGCUCUAUAUAAGCUUCACUUUAUUUAGUUGAGCAGCUACUGGAAGCUUCUAAAACAACCACUUGUGUAAAAUCACCAUCAACAACUGCUUUAUGCAGCACAAUGUGCUAGUCGCUAACAGCUAGCGACGGAUUACCGACCGGGCCAAUGGGGCUAGUGCCCAGAGCGCACUUGACUACCUAGGGGUUCCCUGGGCUUUACGGAUGCACGAUCAAAUUUGGUGCCCCCCCCCAAUUGACAACCCUUUUGGGCAUGAACAACAACCCCCCACCCC
Molecule: messenger RNA, 6470 nt
Organism: Xyrauchen texanus (razorback sucker)
Lineage: Eukaryota; Metazoa; Chordata; Actinopteri; Cypriniformes; Catostomidae
Product: semaphorin-6A-like
Exons: 20
Coding region: 253-3264 (1003 amino acids)
Biological process (GO): negative regulation of axon extension involved in axon guidance; negative chemotaxis; axon guidance
Molecular function (GO): chemorepellent activity; semaphorin receptor binding
Source: RefSeq, a predicted model, not a curated record